This is a messenger RNA of Pelodiscus sinensis (Chinese soft-shelled turtle), 1604 nucleotides long. RefSeq names its product tropomyosin alpha-1 chain. NCBI's taxonomy places the organism in Eukaryota, Metazoa, Chordata, Testudines, Trionychidae. The record is from RefSeq and is a predicted model, not a curated record.
AGAGUUGUGCUUUUGGGAGGUUCAACCAGUAGUUUGUCUUCCAUGUGCAGUCAUUGUCUGAAAUGUUCUGUGCAUGAACUUCUUUCAGUUUCUAAGUCCAUAAGAAACCUUCCAGUUCCUCCAGAUGUUAUUCUGCUUGCUUCCUUGCUACAUAUGGGAAGCCAGACCAUUUUCCAUAACCCUGUAGACUGUAAAACUGGUCUACAAACACCCAGAGCUGCUAAUGAGCUUUGUUUUGAGCUUAUGUGUUCAUAUGUCAACACCUUUGCUUAUGUCAGAAGGUUAAAAAUGGAAACAUUUUUUUCCUUUAAGAAAUCAGAGCCCCAAAUAAGGAGAUGACUGAGCGCUGAAGAUUCCCCUAGAGAAUCGCUUCCAGCUUAGAAAACUGCACAGGAAAGUUGGGAGGGGAGGGGACAAAGAUUUGGGCUGCAUCCAAAAUAUUGAGUAAGGAUCUUUGAGACUUUAAAGCUAACUACAACCAUUCACGGAUUCACUGCCCUGUAUGCCUAGAGCAGUGCUCUACUACUUUCCCACUUCUUUUUACUACAAGUUUGUUCUUGCAAAGCUUUCCUUCCCUGGUGUGUGAGAGACACAACUCCAUCCUCCAGCAAACAUGGAAGCCAUCAAGAAAAAGAUGCAGAUGCUGAAGCUAGAUAAGGAGAACGCAAUUGAUAGAGCUGAACAGGCUGAAGCAGACAAGAAAGCAGCUGAGGACAAGUGCAAACAGGUAGAGGAUGAGCUGAUGGCACUGCAAAAGAAGUUGAAAGGAACUGAAGAUGAACUGGAUAAAUACUCAGAAAAUCUUAAGGAUGCUCAGGAAAAACUGGAACAGACUGAGAAGAAGGCAACAGAUGCUGAAGGUGAAGUGGCAGCUUUGAAUCGGCGUAUCCAGCUGGUGGAAGAGGAGCUGGAUCGUGCCCAAGAACGCCUGGCCACAGCCCUGCAGAAACUGGAAGAGGCAGAGAAGGCAGCAGAUGAAAGUGAGAGAGGUAUGAAGGUUAUUGAAAACCGAGCAAUGAAGGAUGAAGAAAAAAUGGAAAUUCAGGAGAUGCAGCUGAAGGAGGCUAAGCACAUUGCUGAGGAGGCUGACCGCAAAUAUGAAGAGGUUGCUCGUAAACUGGUCAUUUUGGAGGGUGAACUAGAACGAGCUGAGGAACGCGCUGAGGUGUCAGAACUAAAAUGCAGUGACCUUGAAGAGGAGCUAAAAAAUGUCACUAACAACCUGAAGUCCCUGGAGGCUCAGUCUGAGAAGUACUCUGAAAAAGAGGAUAAAUAUGAAGAAGAAAUCAAGGUUCUCACUGACAAACUGAAGGAGGCUGAAACACGUGCUGAGUUUGCAGAAAGAACAGUUGCUAAACUGGAAAAGAGUAUUGAUGAUCUGGAAGAUGAGCUGUAUGCUCAGAAGCUGAAAUACAAAGCUAUCAGCGAGGAGCUUGACCAUGCUCUCAAUGAUAUGACCUCUUUGUGAACAUGUUUCCUCUUUCGGCUUUGCCUUGGUGCACUAAGAUUCUGCCUUAAUACCAUCUCUUCUGUGUAAUUCCUAGUAUUAAGCCCUUCAGUCUUCUUCUGUAAAAACUGAAUUAAAUAAAACCAAGCUACCUUGA